Acanthochromis polyacanthus (spiny chromis) is the source of this 1776-nucleotide messenger RNA. It is a transcript of the gene acod1, whose product is annotated as aconitate decarboxylase 1. The transcript has 5 exons. Gene Ontology annotation, molecular function: lyase activity. Lineage: Eukaryota; Metazoa; Chordata; Actinopteri; Pomacentridae. The coding region runs from base 210 to 1625 and encodes 471 amino acids. The record is from RefSeq and is a predicted model, not a curated record.
CAAGAGCUUUGGUUUAUUUCCCAAUCCGGUCCGACUUAGUGAAAACGAAAAGACGAGGUCCAGUCAUUGUGAAAGUUCCUGCUUCUCAUCAUGGGAAAUUUUGGCCACUUUGGAAAUUUGGAGGACCUGACCUCAGGCUGUGUAUUCACCUAUAAAAGCCGAGUGGAUUUGGAGGUUUGGUCACUUGAGGAGCUUGUUGAGACAGAACAAUGCUACGCAAGGGUAUUACAGAGAGCUUUGGAGCUGCUAUCCACGCCCUCAACACCACUCAGCUGACAGAUGGUGUGAUUAACAGGAGCAAAAGGAUGAUGCUGGACACCCUCGGAGUCGGACUGUUGGGGACCAGGACAGCUGUUUUCAACAAGGCUCUUACGUACAGCCAGCUGUUCACGUCUGAGGAAAGAAGCAGCGUUUGGGGAAGAUCAGAGACGCAUCUCCCUCCUCACUAUGCUGCAUUCGUCAACGGCAUCGCAGUUCACUCCAUGGACUUCGAUGACACUUGGCACCCGGCAACUCACCCAUCAGGAGCGGUGCUACCUGGCCUGCUGGCCCUGGCAGAGACGCUGCCCAGCCGGCCGUCUGGUCUGGACCUGCUGCUGGCCUUCAACGUUGGCAUCGAGGUGCAGGGCAGACUGAUGAGGUUCUCCAGAGAGGCCUACAACAUCCCUGAAAGAUUCCAUCCUCCCAGCGUUGUCGGGGUGAUGGGGAGCGCUGCAGCCUCGGCUAAGCUCCUCGGUUUGUCCCCUGCUCAGUGCUGUCAUGCUCUGGCUAUAGCUGCCUCCUCUGCCGGGGCUCCCUUGGCCAACGCCGCCACACAAACCAAACCUCUCCACAUAGGCAACGCUGCUCGGAGAGGCCUGGAGGCCGCUCAGCUGGCACAGAUAGGACUGGAGGGAAAUCCAGACAUCCUGGACAUGGACCACGGGUUUGGGGUUUACUACAAAGACUACAGCCCUUCAGCGAUGGCAGCUUCUGGGGCCUUUAAAUGGAUUCUGGAGGAGCAGGAUGUGGCGUUCAAGCGCAUCCCGGCUCAUCUGGGGAUGCACUGGGUCGUGGACGCGGCUCUGGCAGCGCGCGCAAAGCUUCAAAACACAAUCGGGGGCUUCGACCUCAGCCGGAUCCGCCGCGUCACACUCCGAGUGCCUCCGUCCAAGUACGUUAACUGCCCCGUACCCGUCACAGAGCACCAAGCCAGGCACUCAUUCCAGUUCAACGCCUGCUCCGCCCUGCUGGACAACAAAGUGAGCGUGGCGUCCUUCAGCGAGGCUCAAAUCAGCCGGCCGGCUCUCAGGGAGCUGCUGUCCAAAGUCAAGGUGGAGACGCCUCCAGAUAACCAGCCCAGCUUUGAUAAAAUGUACUGCGAGGUGGAGGUAGAAACAGAGCAGGGGCAGAGCUACGCAGCCAGAUGCGAUACCUUCUACGGCCACUGGAGGAAGCCACUGAGUCAGCGGCAUCUAGUGGAGAAGUUCAGCGUUAAUGCUUCCUCGGUGUUGUGCACGGAGGGGGUGGAGGGGGUGGUGGAGGUGAUAGGGAACAUGGAGAGGGUGAGAGAGUGUUCGGUGUUGGGCUCGUAUCUGAGAAUGACGAGUAAUCCACCGGAGCAGCUGCACCGUGUGAAGAUUUAGCGAUUAAACCGAGUUUGAUGCAAAUAUCUGUGUGAAACUUUGAGAUAAUUUAGAAAACGAGAAUUAUGUAAUCAUCUUGUAAAUAUUUUUUACCCUGUCUUUUUCUUCUGUGGUGCUUUGGUUUGAAAUAAAGUGAGCUGAAAAAGUGAAA